Molecule: messenger RNA, 812 nt
Organism: Drosophila suzukii
Lineage: Eukaryota; Metazoa; Arthropoda; Insecta; Diptera; Drosophilidae
Source: RefSeq, a predicted model, not a curated record
CAACACCUAACAGUCCAGUUUCAUUUUGUGUUUCGCCCGUAGCUCUCACUUCCACGUAGCUCCCAGUUCUUAGAAACGAACUUAGUGAUAGCACACAUUAACACAAUAGAAGUAUCACCAACAAAUCGAAAACAUGCCCAACUUUAAUGGAGCUAUUAUAGUGCACACUCUUCAGUUGCUGAACUCGCCGGCUACACUGCGAGAAAUCGUGGUGACCAUAGCUAAGAACACAGAAUUGCCGCAGGAUGAGCUGAAAGCGCCGGUGAAACAAACCCUUGAGAUGGGUCAUCGUUUGGGAUUUCUGCAGAAACUCGACGGUCGCUAUUUUCUGGUGAAAAUGACCUUCGACGCUCUUAUUAAAGAGAUGCAUGCUCUGGACAAGGAAGAGAUCUUAGAAAAGCCCAAGAUAGCCAGAAACAAAAAGAAGUUAGUGCAGAAGAGUCCCUUACUUACGGGUAUGGAGAAAAAAGCCAGCAAGAAGACGGUCAAGAACCCAGAACCGGUGGUUAAUGUAACUCAAAAAGCUGGAGUGCAGGACAUUGCCAGUUCAUCCAAUAUCGUAAAACAAUCACCUAUGCUGACAAAGCCAAAGCGUUUCAAGUAGCCAACAUCACAGAACAGUAUAACUCCCCAGACAAACAGCGUAGUAACCCCAGAUAGUAUAAAUAUCUUUGUCCAGAGGACCUUCUCCUUUGGGCAUCAGGAUGGGAAAAAAAUUAUCUGUUCUGUUAUAUAAAGAUUUGGCCGUAAUAUCCAAAGUAUAAAAUUAAUUAUAUUAAACAGCAGCCUUUUCUUCAGAUUGAUAUCAUAGU